AUGGGGGAACAUAAGGAUAUUCCCAAGAUGCCAAAGAGUCUUUAUACUUACGAGAAGCUCGAGGUCUUGAAACUCAGUGGCUGUGUUAUUCUGAAUGUCCCUGUCGAUGUUUCUUUCCCGUCCUUGAAAACAUUACACCUUAUACGUGUAGAGCACGAAACCAAAGAGUCUCUCCUUAGGCUUAUAUCGGGCUGUCUCGUUCUUGAGGAUUUGGUGUUGGACAAAACUUAUGGUUAUGGUUUCCUACCUGUAGUCGUUGAAAGGAGUACCUUGCAGAGAUUAUCUAUACUUGAUACACGCCAAGAAGCAAACAAAGUCCAAGAUGGUAUCCACAUGAUUUUGAUCUGUGUCUCAUCUUUGAAGUACUUGAACUUUGUAGAUUACUUUGGUGACUUGCGUAUAUAUGGGAAUAUGCCUAAGGUGGUUGAGGCACAUGUUAGACUUGUUCACAAAAAUCCUGAGAAGUUGCUAAAAUCUAUUCCAUCGGUCAAGCAUCUCUGCUUAUGUUUAACAGCUUCCAUGCUUCAGCACCGCAUUGUAUUUCAUCAUCUUGUUCAUUUGGAGCUCUGUCCACUUCGCCAAGAUUGGUGGGAUUUACUUACUUGGAUGCUCGAAAGUUCCCCUAAACUACAAGUUCUUGAGAUCUCCGAGUGCGACCAAAGCCUUUGUUUGAAAGAGCCGAUUAUUGGAGAUCAUUGGGCAGGACCAAGUUCAGUUCCUGAAUGUUUGAUGUCCCAUCUACAUACUUUCAAGUGGAAUGAUUACAGAAGAAGGAGCAACGAAAAGGAAAUAGUGGCGUACGUCCUUAAGAACGCAACACAGUUGCAGACUGUGAGUAUCUCUGUGUAUAAAUACGAUUCAGAGGAAGAACGAUUUCAGAAACUCAAUGAGUUGGUUUCUCUGCCUAGAGCUUCAAGCUCAAGUCGGCUUCUGCUUGAUUGA
Molecule: messenger RNA, 942 nt
Organism: Eutrema salsugineum
Lineage: Eukaryota; Viridiplantae; Streptophyta; Magnoliopsida; Brassicales; Brassicaceae
Product: putative FBD-associated F-box protein At3g50710
Exons: 4
Coding region: 1-942 (313 amino acids)
Source: RefSeq, a predicted model, not a curated record